Molecule: messenger RNA, 1137 nt
Organism: Thlaspi arvense
Lineage: Eukaryota; Viridiplantae; Streptophyta; Magnoliopsida; Brassicales; Brassicaceae
Source: the annotation of a GenBank genome assembly
AUGAACAACAGAAGAGUCUCGUUAACGAAUCAAAAGAAGAAAGAAGAAGAAAAUGAUCUAGACAUACAAAGAAUAUGUGGGAAACUAACCAUCUAUAUAAGUGUUGAACCAAAGAUGCUGAAAGCAAACAAGGCGAUGGAGAAUGAGAACCAGAAGAGGUUCGUGCUCGUACAUGGGAUAUGCAGCGGCGCAUGGACCUGGUACAAGGUGAAAACGCAGCUCGAGGCUGCAGGUCACUGCGUAACCGCAGUGGAUCUAGCUGCAUCGGGUAUAAACAUGACGAGGUUGGAAGAGGUUCAGACAUUGACGGAUUACACCAAACCGUUGCUCGAGUUUCUGAGCUCGCUUUGUGGUGACGAAAAGGUGAUUCUUGUUGCUCAUAGCAUGGGAGGAAUACCUUCUGCUCUUGCUGCUGACAUCUUCCCUCGUAAGAUCGCUGCUAUCGUCUUCGUGACAUCUUUCAUGCCCGACACAAGAAACCCACCUGCUUACGUUAUCGAAAAGAAGUCAAGUACUUCACCAGUGGAUUGGUUAGACACAGUCUUUGGAGUCUAUGGGAGACCUGAUCGUCCUCUUGAGUUUGCUCUUCUCGGACCAAAGUUCUUGGCCAAGAACGUGUUUCAACUCUCUCCUAUCCAAGAUCUUGUAUUGGCGAAGUUGCUGGGGAGGGUAAGCCCGACAGUUACGGACAAUCUUGCGGGAACAAGAAGCUUUAGCGAGGAAGGUUACGGAUCCGUUACUCGUAUAUAUAUCGUAUGCGGAGAGGAUAAGUUGAUACCCGAGGAUUACCAGCGUUGGAUGAUCAGCAAUUUUCCACCAAAAGAAGUGAUGGAGAUCAAAGAUGCAGAUCACAUGGCAAUGUUCUCCAAGCCUCAAGAACUCUGUGAUCUUCUCCUGGAGAUUGCGGAUAAACAUGCCUGAAUAAACCUGAGAUCUUCAAUGCAUAUUAGUUACAAGAUUCCGCUUUCACUGCAUUGAUAAUAAGCUAGAUGUGAGCGAUCAGGGUUGAGUACAUUGUAUAUGUGUAAUCAAAUGAUAUGAAUCAAAAUAUAUGAACCAGAAAGAUUCAUUAUACAAUCAUACUAAUGGGAACUAAAACAGAGCAAUUUUUCGAAUCUUUGAUAGAGAAAAACAAAA